Messenger RNA from Acaulospora morrowiae, 1161 nucleotides. The record is from the annotation of a GenBank genome assembly. NCBI's taxonomy places the organism in Eukaryota, Fungi, Glomeromycota, Glomeromycetes, Diversisporales, Acaulosporaceae.
AUGGCCAAAUCUGUCUCUUUAGAAUAUCGGAUUUCGAUUGAUGAAGAAACUUCAAAUAAUGAAAAAAUUUCACAAGUCGAUCUCCAAAAUCCACACAGUGGAAAGAAAAUAGACAAGGUCGUUUACUCACCAAGGAAUGAAUAUUUUGCGACUGCGAGUUUUAUGGAUCGUUCAGUUUGCGUGAGAAAGUUUGCGCAAGGAGAAAAAGGAGAGCUCGAAUUAAAAUUGGAUCGUUUUUUUGACCUUAAAGAAACAGUUUUAGAUUCUCCAAUUUGCGUCUCGGAUUCCAAUAGUAUUCUUAUAGGAAGCCAUUAUAGAGGUUCUAAAAUCCUUGAAACUAGAGAUUAUAAAAACAAUAAAAGGAAAUUACUGGAUCACAAAGAUUACAAUGGCGACAUAGUCAAUUGUGGAUUUCUUACAAAUGGCGAUUUUGUAGCUGUUGAAAGGGAUCCUGCUUAUCAGUUCCACAUCUUUUCGAUUAUCAGAAAUAGAUGGCGCUGCACGAGUAGCACUAAACUCAAUAAAUUUAAACAUGCAGUUAUUUCUCAGGAUAGAAUUUUUAUUAUCUUAGAUGCACCUUUUGUAACCAUGCAAUGGAAUCUGUUAACACAAAAGUUUGAGGCGCAAUACGAAUUAGAUUGGAGAUUGGUCGAGCAUCGUAAAAGGGAACUUCUCUUUAUCUAUUUUGGACAGGAGAAAACAUCUUAUGCAAUUACUCCACCUACAUCAUCGUCUUCGCUCGAACUUCAUUACUUGCCGAAUUCUUCCUCAGAGUCAAAAAAUUCAGGAGAAUCACAUUUAUCGGCUAAAAUUAAUUUUAUUCUACAAUAUCACAACGAUCAGUCUUUUAAAGAUCAAUCAAACAAUGAACUUGGAAAAUAUAAAGACGAAAAACACUCUUUUGAAGAGAUGUGGAAAGAGGACACUCGUGAUGAAAAUAAAGUCGAUUUACAACGAGAAGAUAUAAAAAAACAUUUAGAUGAUAUUUUAUUAAAAUGUGAAUCAAAACAAAUCGAGAAAUCGUUAGCCAAACAAUCGUCAACCCUGGAUUCGUUAGACGGUAAGCGAUAUACCUGGACUGUUCAAAACGCGUCUCAUGACAAUAUGUUAGUAGCUAUAAUAACAGCUAGAAAGACUGCGAUGGAUGCGGUAAUAGGAAAA